Messenger RNA from Neohortaea acidophila, 842 nucleotides. RefSeq lists its product as uncharacterized. Bases 327 to 794 code for a protein of 155 amino acids. The record is from RefSeq and is a predicted model, not a curated record. The transcript has a single exon. NCBI's taxonomy places the organism in Eukaryota, Fungi, Ascomycota, Dothideomycetes, Mycosphaerellales, Teratosphaeriaceae.
AGCGUCCAACACAGGCCGCUCCCGAGCGUAGUUGAUGAGGGUGGGAGACGAAGGAGGCCAAGCGCGGUGCGGCGAGGUGAGGUGCGGUGCGGUGCGGUGAGGUGCGGUGAAGGAGUGAAUAAGGCAGCAAUGCGAGAUGCAAGAAGGAGAGGGAAGUGGAGUCGCGGUGAUGGGCGACGGCGAGGUGGCCGCUAGUCCUACACCGGUGCCCACGUACUGAGCGAGCAAGGAAACGGACGAUCGCGAGCGAGGCGGUGCGCUAUUUGAUGCACGGGGAAACGGCGUGCAUGAAGUCAUUCGUCCAAGGGAGCUAACUUUUUACCCGAAUGUCUAAACUGCCUAGGACUGAUUGUUCCACGCAUUUCCGCCCCCACGCAGCUUCUCGCUUGCACAUUCCUCGUCCGCAAGGAUGGACUGACGGCGGGAUGGUGGAUGGUGGCCCUGAGGCUGUCAACCAACCUCACCGUCCUGUCGUGGUUGUGUUGUUGUCGCCUUCGUUUCAUCGCGUCGGUGAUCUUCAAUCCAUGUCACGUCGACGGAUGACUAACCCCGCCGGACACGAACGCGUGGGCUCGAGUGCAGCCCGUGCGCCUCACCCUCAAACACUCGGCUCUGUCCUGGUCCUACGGUUGAGAUGGGCGAGACAGGCAUCGUGUGUGUCCAUGUUCGGCAUUCGACCGAAGCAUCUGCUGCCUUUUAGCGACGCAUACUCGGUAGAGAGCCAUCCGGUCCGCUGGCAUAGGGCGGUGCAUAUUGUGUCCAAAUAUAACCCAAUUUUAAGCUUUCGUCCAUGAUUGGACCAGUCGAGUCUUGGAGUGGAGACCCCGCAUCUCCCUCAGGCA